Messenger RNA from Loa loa (African eye worm), 345 nucleotides. RefSeq lists its product as hypothetical. The transcript is spliced from 2 exons. Lineage: Eukaryota; Metazoa; Nematoda; Chromadorea; Rhabditida; Onchocercidae. The record is from RefSeq and is a predicted model, not a curated record. Bases 1 to 345 code for a protein of 114 amino acids.
AUGAAACGGAGAGGACUGGAUGGAUAUGGUGCUAACGGGAAGCGAGUUGGACUAGCUUGGAAUUUACUUAAUCCCUCUUCCUCAUUAACCCCCGCAUCAUCUGUCCCUUCUGGUGCAAACAUUCGUAUGGGUGGGGCACCCCGCGGUGCUCUUUUUAAGGGUCUUCUAGGAGGACCACCUGCCUGUCUGUCUGUGCACUGCUACUUUCUUCGCUGUUCUCUCAAAAUACCCAGCCUAGAAACUUCUUACCUUCUGGCAUCAAUGUGUGAAGUGGAUAAACGGACACCGAUUAGUGGCCACUGUAUAGGUCAGUUAUCGGUGCAUGGACCUCUCCGAUGGCGAUAA